Molecule: messenger RNA, 894 nt
Organism: Oikopleura dioica
Lineage: Eukaryota; Metazoa; Chordata; Appendicularia; Copelata; Oikopleuridae
Source: the annotation of a GenBank genome assembly
AUGAUUUUGAAACUUGGGAAAUUCGCGGCGAAAAGAAGAAGUCUCCGAAAUUUCGCGGUUUCAAGUGGCGAUUUUGCGAGAGGAAGGGUUGAGAAGACGCCUGUUUAUGUGGAUAAUCCCUUUCUUCCGGCGAAGAAAACAGAUUCAACGCGAAUAACGCCUUCGAACCGAGAAAAACUGAACCAAUGGAGCGCGGAAGUCGACAAAAUUGAGCUGAAAAUGGCGAAGCUCCAGGCGGUAGAAGUUGCUCAACUGUUGAACAAAGAAAUCCUCCGCCAAGCAGCUGUUUCUUUCGAGCCCCCGAAAAUGUCCGAAAAAGAGCUCAAACGAAUCGCAGAUGAGGCGAGAAGUUUGUAUUUCUGGACAGUUGAGAAGCACUUUUUCGCGCUGCUAGAAUCGACCGCGAGAAUCAGCGAAAAAUGCUAUCAAUAUCAGCUUACUGGAAAUGGAAACAGCAACUUGGCGAACAAAUAUGCUUAUUCUUCUAGCGUUGUCAGAGCAAGAUGGAAUUAUAAAGAUCAAAGCACUCCCUUUUUCGGAAGCUAUUUCGACAACGUCAUGAUCCGUGUUACCUCAAUUUGGAUUUCUUCACAGUGUGGCUCUCUUUUCGUCCAUUUCUGUCCGACCUUUCGCAUUUCGCUUGUUCUACAAAUAACCCACGAAGCUUCUUCAAUAUGUCAAGUAUCUUCAGGCGAUCAAGAGUUUAACCAAAACCAGAAUUUACCUUCAUUCAUUUCAAAUCAGGAUGUUUAUCUUAUCAAAGUUCCUCUCACCAAGUCCAGCUACCUAAGUUUAUAUGCACAUGUCCGAAAAGAUGAUAUUGAAAAAGAUGAACAUUCAAUUUGGCAGUCGAAUCCUGUAACACAUUCUAUUCUUACCUCUCUUUCUUCUUAA